Stegastes partitus (bicolor damselfish) is the source of this 2463-nucleotide messenger RNA. Its product is annotated as homer protein homolog 3-like. Lineage: Eukaryota; Metazoa; Chordata; Actinopteri; Pomacentridae. Bases 1 to 1092 code for a protein of 363 amino acids. Gene Ontology annotation, molecular function: G protein-coupled glutamate receptor binding. Gene Ontology annotation, biological process: G protein-coupled glutamate receptor signaling pathway. The transcript is spliced from 10 exons. The record is from RefSeq and is a predicted model, not a curated record.
AUGUAUCCUCACCACAGAGAAAGGGAGCAGCCGAUCUUCAGCGCCCGGGCCCACGUCUUCCAGAUCGACCCCAACACCAAGAGGAACUGGAUCCCUGCCAGUAAACAUGCCGUCACCGUGUCCUUCUUCUACGAUGCCAAUCGCAACGUGUAUCGCAUCAUCAGCGUGGGCGGGACCAAGGCGAUCAUCAACUGCACCGUUACACCCAGCAUGACAUUCACCAAGACGUCCCAGAAGUUCGGUCAGUGGGCCGACAGCAGGGCCAACACCGUCUACGGUCUGGGCUUUGCCACGGAGCAGCAGCUGCAUCAGUUUGCAGAGAAGUUUAAGGAGGUGAAAGAUGCGGCUCGUCUGGCGCGAGAAAAGUCUCAGGACAAGGAGCUGGCCAACACUGCGCUCACCAUCGCAGCUCCUCAGUUCUCACAGGACCUCUCGGAUGAACUCCAGUCUCCACCGGUGAUGUGUGUGAACGGGCCGGAGGACAAGCUGUUCCGCAGCCAGAGCGCAGACAUCACCUUGUCUUCUGAGAAGGAGCGCAUUAAGAAGAUGCUCUCUGAAGGGUCCAUUUGUGAGAUGAACCUGGAAGCUGAGCUCUUCACUCUGCAGGACAGCAACUCCAAGUUGGUGGCAGCUUUGCACGAGGCUAAUGCUAACGUAGAGCAGUGGAAGAAACAGCUGGCAGCGUAUCAGGAGGAGACCGAGAGGCUCCGAGAGCAGGUGGUUGAGCUGGAGACCCACGGAGGCCAUGGCCCCAGCGACCUGUUGAAGGAUGAGCUGACUCAGUCCCUGGAGGAGCUGGAGGCCCUGCUGAAGGCCAAAGAUGAGGAAAUCCACAUUUUGCAGAGUAAGAAGGCAGAGUACCACGACAUGGAACACGACCGGGACGAGGCCAUCCACAGACUGCGGGAGAUGGAGAUGCGAAAUUCGGAUUUGGAGCGUCGCAUCCAGAACACGGAGCAGAACCUGAGUAACUCUCUGGAGGAGCGAGAUCGCAUGGAUUCUGAGAUCCAGCGGGCCAUAGAAAUUCUGGACAUCAAGAUCUUUGACCUUAAUGACCUCCGCCAGAGCCUUGUUAAACUUAUUGACAAGUAAGACGGACAAAUGGCAAAACGCAACCCCCUGAGAGAGGCGGAGCAGACGACCGCAGUGGUGAGCAGCCAACGGUCCCUGUCGUCCUCAAGCACAAGAACCACGCCGGCGGCAGGAAGGCGACUCCAUGUCUGUGCUGUGUUCAACAACAUGCUGUAGGUGCAGCAGCACAAACAUGGCAGCGCCUGUCCAAGCUAAUGUAACGCUUUGUGUUGCUUUCAAGGGUAACAUUCAAUGCAAUAAACCAAGUGUAAGGUAAGUGCUUAACGAUGCUAGAUACUCAGUAAUAAGAACUGGUGCUUGUGUGUUUUGUUUUCAUAGGUAUGACUUUUGUACACACUAUGGCGAUGCAGUGUCCAUGUGAAAGAUAAGAGGCCUUGGUUUUUCAUCUUUACAAGAAAACACGUCUGUAGGAACAGUGUGAAUGCAAAAAAAUACAUAUUGCACAAGAUGAAGUUACUUUUUGCCUAUUUAAGAGCCUGCAUACGACAUAAUUAUCACAGAAUUAACAGUUAAUACAAGUUUGAUUUGAGGUAAACUUAAGGUCUUGUAGUUAUCGUUCAUCAUAUAGCUGCUAUCAUGUCGUGUUAUGUGACGGGCAAAUGUUAGUCGGGAGCUUCUCCACAGCAACAAGCAGCGAUAAAAGGCCAGAGAAACAGUGAGCUGACAGGGUGAUUCAAGAACACAACAUGAACAGCAGAUCUGAGUACUGACACCAAAGAUCAGGUGUUGAGAGCUGAGGAAAUAAUAGGGCCUUUUAGUAGCUCGUCUCUUCUUGCAUCUUCAUCUACGCUGGUAAGAAACCUUUAAUCCUUUAAUAAGUUACAGUAACUCUUAAUAGACAGGGUACAUAGGCAAUUAAAAUUAGGAUAAAUAACGGUUUUCCUCAUGAUAAAAACCAUGAAUGCUAUAGUUAUGAAGUAACCAUAGGACGAUUAAACUCAUCACUUAGUCUUACUGAUUAAGCGGCUUUUGGAUUGAACAUCAUCCCACUAACUUAUUAAUAAGAGCUCCACAUCUUAAUAAACACACUGCUCUGAUUGAUGCGUUCAAGGAAACUUAAGAGACAUUUUCUGCCUUCUGUCAUUUUCAAGCACAUCACCUUCAGCUGUGGACAAUACGUCGUAGGCCUUGAGAGUGUAGCUGUACUGUAUGAACCAUGAAUUCACUUCAACAGUGCAGAACUCCUCCUUCACGCAGACUGUAUGGUCUGAGAUGGUCUGUAACGCUAUGUUUGUAUGAUUUCUUUCUUUCCAAGCCUUACUGUUCUGUUUUAAGGAUGGUUGUGGACAGUCAUGCCAGCUCUGUGUCUCCAACUCUGAGCUGUUGUCAUGGUGGUUUGGAAAUAAAAGCAAAGCAUACGGUCACACCAAA